Messenger RNA from Xyrichtys novacula (pearly razorfish), 6849 nucleotides. The record is from the annotation of a GenBank genome assembly. Lineage: Eukaryota; Metazoa; Chordata; Actinopteri; Labriformes; Labridae.
CUCUACACAUCAACUACUUGGACUAAUAAGGUUUGAAACAGCCUGAAAAGGAGUCCUUCAUUGCUGGUUGUGAAUGCAGCCCCUCUUCCCCUGCUCUCGAGCGCCCCCGCGUGGCCUAAUUAAGACAGGAAGUUGUUACUGGUUUUGGGGGGAAAGCUUCCCAAGCUCGGUAUCCAAGUCAAACAAAGUGACUAAAUACCUGUAUAUCUAAGCAUAUAUUUCUUUCACUUUUACAAAAAUAAUGUGUAAUUCUAACGUGUCGUGAAAGAAGUGUAAAUUUACAGCACAAUUUGAGCUUUCUUUGCCUCUAGAGCUCUCAUAGACAAGGAGAGAGCCCUGAACAUGUACCCAAACGAUUCGGGAAGACGGCAAUGUACAAUAUUCGACCUACAAAUGAGCUGUAAACACUCUCUACUCUAAUGAGAUUAAAAAUAGUUUGUGUGCUAUCUCAACCUGUAGUUGAGAUAGCACACAGGCAAAUGUCGACACAUGGUUUUACAGUUCACCUGGCUUUUUGGAGAUGUAGGCCUGGAGGUAUUGGAUUUUGGCCUAUUUUCCACCAGACUGCUGUAACAGGUGAAAUCAUCGCUUCAACACAGGUGAGCACGUUAAAUUCUGUCUGCUGCCUCUCUUUGUAUCACUUCAUGCUUUCAUCCUGUCCGUAAAAUAACCGAUUUAAUUGAUGAACAUUAGGCCAGGAUUUAUAACCUGCCCCACCCGUGUGUUUCUGGUUUGCCUAUUCAUUUUUGAAGCGUACAAAUUAUUGCUUUACAAACAACCAAGUGUUAGCUUGUAAUUGUAUUAAUCGUGUUUAUUUAAUGUCGGAUUCCUCCGCUUUGAGUGGCUCUGGGAGGCCAUUUAACAAACAGCAACUUUACUACAGAGACAAGCUGUCUGCUUUUGUUUUUUUUAACGUCAGCCCAAGAUGAUUAAAUAGUCAAUACUUGUUGGUUUUGUUAAUAUUGGGGAGAUUUCAUUCAAGAAAAUUGAUCAAUGCAGUGGUUAGUGUUACAACGCCCAAAUCCUGCACCUGCAAGACCGCACUACGGGUAUUUUCGCCCUUUGAUAAAUUGAUUCGUAUUGAUCGUUAACGAUCGACUAAAUAUCGAGGGAAAAUAGAGUUAUCCUGCAGCUACCGAGUUUUACAUUUGAAUGUAAAACUGCUAUAGGCCAGUCAUGAGGAAAAAAACGACGUUCACUAAGUUGGAUUUCCUAUUUGUUUUGAUUUGAUCAGUUUACUAUGAAUAUAUCGCUCUCACUCUAAAUGUGUCCAAUAAUGAAGCUUAAAUGGUUUUCUAACAUUACUCCGUUUAGUAAAGUAUCGAAAAGAUGGGUCAAAUAAAAUAAAUUCAUUUUACUAAGAGAACACCGCACAAUUGAAUAUAUGUGUGAUUUUCUUAUUUUAAAAGAUAGCCGAGAAAGCUAAAGUCUGUGUCGUGUUUUAUGUUAUACAGUCUUCUCUCAGAGGAUUUCAGUUACUGUCGUCUUGGUUAUAAAGAGUGUCAAACUUAUUUCUAAAUUAAAUAUAACCCUCCGAGAAUACUGCUUCUAUUGACAACCUCUGCUGUGUCACUGACCUUAUUACUUUGACUAAAUUGUUUUCUCGGUGUCUGUCUUCUUCGCGGUCAUGCAGGUUUACUUGAAUAGAAAGCAGGGUUUCUUCCCGUUACAAUCGACCAUCAUGCACCCACGUCUGAAUGAAACACUUGAUGUCCUCCUGCAGGGAAGAUGUGAGUCUUUGCUCAAGGACACACUGUGGACAGAGAGCUCAAUCAACUAUCGGAUUCAAGACAUCUACAAGGUAGAAACAAGUUUUUAAAAAAUCUUUUUUUUUUCUUUUUUCUUUUUUCUUUUUAGAAAUGUAGAAAAAGGACCUGACUGUGGGCACAAUUCAGACUUCUCAGAGGAGUCUACCAUUAGACUAUAAAAUGUGACAAAGUAGACUAGUUGGACUGGACUGACUUUUCAUUUUCAAAAAGGUCUUACGUCUUAACUUUAUGCACAAACAGUUUGCAGUGAAGUGAAUUGAACACUGGUUGAUAUUUGUGGGUUUCUAUUCCAGAUGUGAGACUUUAUAAUAUUUGGAAUAUCGUAAAACCUAAGAGCUUUUUGACUGCCACAUGGUUUAGAGUUCAGCCUUUUUACAGCCAUGUCAGCAUCCUCAUCAGAAUAUAUGAUAAUGUAUUUUUAAACCACUUCAUCAUCAUCAAAUAAAUCGUACAGUAUGGAAAUAUAGAGGAUUUGCUUUUAAUUAAAAGCUAAUACUCCUGUUAGUGUGUAUUGAUUGUGAGGUACACCCACGCCUCAGCCUAAAGUGAUGCAUUUGUUGAGCCUUGAACAUUUUUUUUUCUGUGUUUUUCUCUUGUUUGGCAAAUUAUGAGGCAGAGACGAGGGGAUCUCAAGGACGGCGUGGACUUCAAUUUAAUCGAAGAGGCUGAGAGUGGAGUGGAAAGAGUGACACACCGAGGAGAGAAGUUCAUUAUUCUGCUGAAAAGGAAACCAAUGGCUUUCACUGUCGCCAUGGCAACGGGCCUUUCUCUCGCCGUCAGACCUAUGAUAAGGUACUUCACAGCAUUAAGCACAAUUAUCGCAAGGUAAAAAGGGGAAAUAUUGCUCCCAAUGCUAAUAGAUGUUAGAUAUUGAUUGGCAUGGCGAUUCAUAUAGAAGUGCGCCCCGGCGGUUUCACCUCUCUGACUCUUUGCAACCUUUUAUUGAAAAUUGAUGGAGGUGAUGCUGGAUAUGGGCCUCCUUUUUAUGGCACUAGGGUCUUCCAGUUCUCUUUACUUUAAUAUCAUAAAUACGCUUUACUUGUGUCAGCAAGAAGGUAAAGAUAAACUCAGUCAUGACAAAAUGAGAUAUAUCUCAAAAACUGCAAAAAAAACAUGUGCAUCGUUUUCAAGAGAGAAAAAUCUGCAUGUUUUCCCACCGUCUUUGUCAUAAAAACUCUCAUAACAUAAAUACUAAAUAGCGGCUGCUUCCUGUCAUUUGCAUGCCAUUUUGUUGUCAAGUGACCCCGCUCGCACUCUCGCACAAUAGCGGGCCGGCCUUGGCAGCAGCGAGGUCAGCAUCAAGCACAAGUCCAGGCUAUGGGGGGUGUUUGGUUGGUGACGGCCUGCCCGUUUAGUGAGAGGAUGGUGGAUUAGCAUAGCAGAAAGCACGGGAGCUGCUGUGUGUGUGUGGGGAGGGACACGGCUGGUUGUGGGGGACAGAUUGUUUUAACCCCUAUUACAGCAACUGCAUGGCGCUCCUCUUAUCUGGGCCUCUGCAGCCACUCAUUAAUAUUCCGUACAUAUGGCAGAGCUUUCUGUAUCAUUGUCUAUUAAUGGGAGGGAUAAUCGCUCAUUCAAUUAUCAAGCAGUCAGCAAAAGACCAGCGGCGCCUGCGCACCCCCUGGUUCACACAGUGGCACAGCCCAAAACAGAGGUGUGCUAGCGAGAAGGUGAGAGCGAUAGCGGGGGAUUACAACGUAUUAGCUACUUUAAUAAAUCAGAAGGCGGGAAUAAUGGGAGCCAAAUAAGGGAUCUGCUGGAGAAAAGGAAACAUGCCUGAACUUUAGAGCAACAAAGCAGAACAUGCUCGAGGAAAAAGUCACAGCCAUGAUACAUGUGAGACUUUCAGAGAUGAUUUUAAUCGCUGAUCUCUGCAGGGAUGACCUCCAGCUUUGAGAACUGAGAAAUAGACUCUGACAUGUGUGCAGAAAGAAGCUUGACCCUAAUGUCUGCUAGGCCAAAGAUCUGGGAACAGAUCAAAUGUAGCCUUCAUCCCCUGUUGAUCUGUGCUUUGUGGCCCCAGGACCCCGCACUGUCGGUCCCCCUGCUGCAGGGGUCAUGGCCUGGAUGUGAGGGGGUUACUGAUUAUAGUGUGACCCCUGGCUGUUUUGACCUGAGGAGACCUUGUUGAGUCAACAGAAGCACAUACACACAGACAGAGGAGAGAGGGAGAGUUAAAGGAAGGUGGUUCAGUUAUCCAGAGUUUCUUCAGGAGGUGGAGCAGGAGAAGAUGUGGAGUGCAGAGCUGUUGCAGGCGAGGGGGCGGGGGGAGUGUGAACAAGAUAGGAGGUGAAAUGUUAACAAAAUCUUAUAAAAUCCGUAGUUUGAUAAAUUUUCGCAUCCUGAAUGAACCGGAGGCGGCUGUGGCUGCUGUGCUGGAGGGGUCUUUUGUUGGAGGUCCCAUUUUCUCUGGCGGAGCAGCACGCUCACAGGGUCAGCGAAGUUACGAAAGUAAUUAAAGCUCGGUGAUUCACUGCCUGCUGCAGAGAAAAGAAAGCAAGCUGUCAUUCUGAUUUAGAAAAAUAAAUUACAAUUUUAAUAAUGGGGGAGGAUGGGGGUGCGAGAACGUCUCGAGCCUUGGUUAGUUUUGAGGGGGAGGCGGGGUGGGCAUGUUGGCGGGAGGAGGGGUCGAGGGGGUUGCUGGCUGCCUACUUAUCAAUAGUUGCAAUUUUUUUGAAACCGCAUCGGUAGUACAUUGCGAGAGCACAAGUGCCCUUAAAAAAAGAAAACCCUGGAACAUUAACAUACUGAUUUCAUGCGCAUGGCAAAGGGCCUGAGCCAAUAUCAGAGAGGACUCAGCACUCCUAUUGUCUGCUGGGACUCUGGUCCCCUCUGAUAUGAAAAUUCAAUUAUUUUAUAACUAGAUCUGGCGCUGCGUUUUGACAGUCGACAGUAGCGCCUUGCCAGCUGCAUCAGUGUGGGGGACCAGGGGCUCCUGAUAGCGGGAGGGAGGCCCUUUCAGACAUUGACAUGUUUUUGGGGGACAAGAUUGCCUAAAUGUGUUGCAUUUAAGGACUGAAAGUUAAUCUAAUGCACCACCAUUAUCUCACUCAGGUAAUUCCAAUACCAUCCUCAAUCUAUGUUUACGCUGCCGCACGCAGCUGCAUACUCACACAGCCAUUCAUUCACGGGCACUUUGAAUCUGAUUCCCAGGCUUUCUGCAUCCAAACAGGUAAUGUAUUUAUUUAUUUCUUGGCUGGGCUGGAAACUAUAUAACAUCCAACUUGUUUUCUCGGAGACAUCAGCAGUUUCUAGGUGUUAUUUCUGUAAGAGGACAGGAGAAAACAUGCAACACAAUGUCGUAAAAUCCCUUUUAGAGAACAGUUUUCCAAGUUCUUUCUAUGUUUGCAUUGCCGACUGUAAAUAAUAUACCUAUACAAUAUUCAUAUUCUAAGUUAUACACACGUCGCAUGUAUAAUGUAGACACCUUUACUCCAGUUUUUUAAUAAUAUUCUUGCGUGAAAAAAUUCAAAUUUCUGCGAGUUUAAUACUCUUUUAUUAUGUUGAUUUUAAAAACGUCCUCAAUUUAAUGUCUAAAACGCAGAGAGGCCAAACUUUGAUGAGUUUGGAUUAACUUCACUUAUAGCUUUAGGGCACAUUUCUCUUGGCCUGCAUAAAUAUCUGACUGCAGCAAGAAUCAAAUUUUAGAUAAAUCGCUUCUAUAUUAUUUUGAAGUGUGAAGAAAUUCCUUUUGAGUACAGAGGCCAAACUUUUUCAAGGUUGCAUACUCUUCACAGUGAAAUAUUAACACCUUGAUUCCUGAAGUUCCUGAUAAAAGAAAAAUAUUACUUUCUUUAAUGUACAAGUUUAACUUUUACAUCUUUUCCAUAUUUAAAAGAAUAUCCUCCGUGCUCAAGUUUUAUUAGUUCAGACAGCAACAUUUUUCAGGGCGCUAUCCGCACAGACACAUGAGCUGGCCUAUUUUCCAGUUUACAGGACGAGUCCUUUCAUUACCUCAGCGGCUCAUUGUGAGCGUCCUGAGGGGGGUCUGUUAAGAUUAGGGAACAGGAAGCAGCCCCCCCGGUAGGCCCUCUCUUCUCAGACCCCUCUGUGUUUCUCUUAUUAACCCAGCCUGGGAGAAGACGUACCUGCCUCCCCUCAUUAGGGCUGCGCUGGAGUACGCGCUCAGCCUUCUGAAGAAUGGAGCAUUAAUUAGUAUUCUCCGCAGGGGGAACUGCCAUUAGCACUUAAUUAGCAGUAAGAGUACCAUUCAGUGAGGCGGCCAGUUAGUGUCUGACACAGUAUGUUCUGCGUCUUUUCCCUGUGUGUCAUACUGAAACUGAUGAAAGACUUGUUUGUGCAGAGUGCUGCUUUCCAACACAUGUUGUCAUAAAUUCGUCCAGUUUCUAUUUUCAGUUUUUUUUUUUGCGUAUCUUUUCAGACUCAAUCUUGCAACCCCUCUGAUUGAUUCCUCCAGAUUUUCCUCCUGAAAGAGCUAAAACUCUUAAAUCAGGAUUAGACAUCUCAAGAAAGACAUUUUUUGUGAUUAUUUUGAUUGACUGUGAUCGAGCUAAGUCUUACAGCCUAAAGCUGUGCGCCUGCUUCAAGCGCCUGCUUCCUAUAGAGUUGAACUCCGCUCUCCCCUCUUACCUCUAUUGACCUCCAUGAGGGCAAACUCUGUCCUCACUCACCCGCACACCUCAGCCCAGGGUGCUAAAGUGGGCGAUUUGGUGGGUGAUGAGGUCAACUUUCCCCUGCUGGACUCUUUGAUCUGCUGAGUAGGCAUUCUUCUCUCUUUUCUCUCUGUUCUCUGUCCAGCACCGUCACCACCGAGCAGGACAAGGGAGGCUGUUAACCCCACCACGGUCCACUACUCGGCCUCCCUGCUCCCUGCCCACCCCGUAUCCUCCUCCUUCCCCAUCCCACAGCUUUUUGGAGGCUAAGGCGGAUGGAUAGUGGCGGUAGUACCUUUCUCUUCCCCUGAAAUCUGAGAGGCGGAGAGCUGUCAUUUGCCAAUUUGGCCUGAAUGGGGCGGACGGCAGAUUAAAUGUCGUUUUCCCACCAGGCUGCACCAUCCAGACCAGCGGGGGAGGGAGGGGGGAAACAGGGAGCAGGGUGUAAUGUUAGAGUAAAAUUAGAG